CCUUAUUAUGAUUCCUCAUGAACAUCGACACUCGCACCAACAGGCCGUUGGCAUUGCGAAUAGCGAGGCACACUGUGCCUGCCAGGUGAGACUCUCAGAGUCUCAGAUAUCAGUUUUGCUGCGUCUACGACCGCGGUACACUGCAGCUGAAGUGGACUGAUGUGCCGCAAAGUAUGGGGCCGCCACAUUGGGUUGAAUUUGCACGGCCAGUUCGUGCUCGGUAGUCAUUCUGCAACAAGCAACAAAACUGGCAGGUUAGCGCACGCAGGAUGGGUGGGGACACGUAUACGCCAGCGGAUGAACUGGUUGUGUGCGAAGAACCAAAGAAAGAGACCUGUGGAAUCGACGAAAGCCACGUCAACGCCGGAAAGCAGCCCGACAACGACGUAAUAUCUGGAAAUACGCUACAAGUUGCGUGUAUGAACGGCGACCUGGAUUCUGUUCAGAGUUUCCUAGCUCGUGGGGCUGAAAUCGACUCAAAAGAUGAAGAUGGCUACACCCCAUUGGCCUACGCGGUGGAAAAUGGGCAUACGCGAAUUGUUAAAAAGCUGCUGGAAAUGGGUGCAUCUAUCGACACGGUUAGCAACGAUGGGCGGACAGCUCUUAUGUGUGGUUCGGACAAGGGCUAUCCCGAUGUAGUUAAGGUGCUCUUAGAAAACGGCGCUGAAGUCGACAAAGCGGGGCGAAACGGAGUCACGGCGUUGAUUCUAGCAUGUCAAGAAGGGAACAUUGGUACAGUUCAAGCGCUUCUCAAGCAUGGAGCAUCGGUAGAUUUGGUCAAUGAAGAAGUGCGAGUAUCGAUUUGA
Phytophthora nicotianae INRA-310 is the source of this 806-nucleotide messenger RNA. RefSeq lists its product as hypothetical. Bases 270 to 806 code for a protein of 178 amino acids. The transcript is spliced from 2 exons. The record is from RefSeq and is a predicted model, not a curated record. Gene Ontology annotation, molecular function: protein binding. Lineage: Eukaryota; Oomycota; Peronosporomycetes; Peronosporales; Peronosporaceae.